AUGGUCGUACCUAACCAAGAGCUCCCUGUGCUCGAGGCACUCAUCAAGUGAGUUCAUACCCAACUCCAACGUUGAAAGCACCUUCGACCGGGUCCGGAAGGCUCGGUGUAUGCAGUACAGUCGAGCUCGUUUCGGCCGUUCAUUCGUCGCACGGGCCGGCGCCCCAGAGCCCAGCUCGACGACAGCGGCAGCCAAGGUCAUCUUCUCGGGUGUUCCUACCUCACAAGCUCGAGUCUCAGAACAGUCGACGGGCCUUGGCGUACAGCACAUAAUUCUAGUGGUGCGGGGCCAAUGGAACCUGACUUGGGACGACGGAAUGGCGCGGUCAAUGAUGACCAAGUCAGAUCGGGGCUCUUGGACUCCGUGAGGGCGAGACCGGCUGGCGGUGUGUGCUGACAAGGAACAUUGACUCGCAACGGCAACGACAACGAUCCUUCUCCCACGCCGCCGCAGUCCACCUGAUGUCUGUACAUCCUGGCUCUGCGCGCGAGCCCCGGUGCUGACCGACAACACUUCUCAUACCUUCCAUAGCAUCCGCAACCGACUGACCGCGCUCAAAAAGGACCGCACCGAAUAUAUCCGCGCCAAGGAUGUGCUCGACAUCUACAGUUCACUCAGUGCGUACUCGCCAAGCUCAUCGCUCAGGCCGUUGUGUUUGCAAUGGGCCCAAACAUCGUCACGCUCGACGGCGUGACUCGGCGCGCCGGGGCUAAUUUUGGCUUCGAAUCCCAACUCCGCUCGCAGUGACCCAAGUCAACAACCUCAACGACAUCCGAGCACCACCGUCCAAAGCCAGUACUUCGGAAGGAGAGGCUUCGACAUCUUCGUCCGCCGAGGAACCGACACCUGCAGAGUGGACGCAGGAGAACAGGGUCGAGUCAGUCCUUCUGUCGUCGCUUCUCACGUCGCUCGACUCCGAGUAAUCUGGCUAGCUAAUCACAGGGGCUUGUCUUGAUUUGAAUCUCUACUUCUACACGUGUACACAGCACAACCCUCAACGAUGUCUUUCAGGUAGGUUUUCAAAGCCACAUCGCGUAUCAAAGGGCACAGCUGACCCAUUCAAUGAUGACCACAGCUCUUGUCCUUGUUCUUCCUCACCAUCGGCAAAUCCCGCGAGUCACCGGCGACGUACAGUCAAUUGGCGACCAUGAAGCGAUUGCUUUCACAUCGUAAGGCCAUUAAUAAUCAUGUCGGACGUGCUCAAUCUUGGGCGUUGACCAUGAACUAUACUUGCUCUGCCCACAGUGACCGAGAGUGGCGUCUUUACUGAAGCCGAUCUCAAGCCGUUCCAGAAGCGUUUGCUCGAGCUCAAAGAGAUCAUUGUCACGGGCUGUGACUCGGACGCAUCACCGGAGGAAGGGAAGCGUGAAGAGGGGCUCACACGGUUGUUGAUGAACAAGUGGAAUGAUUGCGGUAAGUCGAGCAUACUUCACACCUAGCCAAUGCUGUCAGUCGAUGUGCCGGAAAACUCAUGCCUCUUUCCACAUCACCUCCCAACAACACAGAUCGAAUGCUUCAGUCUCUCGUUGCUUCCUUGUCUCAACUAUCCCCAGAACUCGCACCCGUACAUCAACGACUCAUCACACUACGACGCUUGCUCGCUUCCAUCGCCGCCCGGCCUCGACCGACUGCCGGCGACGUCGCCAACAUCCUGACCGAACUGAGAGCGAUCGAGGACAAGCGUGUGAACGGCAAAUUCAUCGUCGAACGGUUAGCUUCGGAUGGGGAGACGAUCGAGACGUACGAGCCGCCCAAGGGGCAGCAGCUCGUCGCGGGUCUGUUGGAGGACAACUUCGACAUCUGCCAGGACAUUGCCGCGAGCGAAGGCAGCGAGGACGUGGCGAGGGGGCCAUUGCAACCCAUAUACGAUCGACUGAGCGAGAUGAGGGCGCAGCUCGAGCGGUUGGUGUUGACGCAUCGCUGGACGCUGAGGGAGACGGACCUGUACAGCUACCAGAUCGCAUUGCAAGACGUCGACCGCAUGCGCGGCAAGGACGGCAAGUUCCACGACUCGGAAGGCAACAUCCCCCGAGGGCAGAUCGCGAUCCUUUUCAUCCUACGACGUUGCUAUGGGUUGUUGUACCGACUCGUGUCUUCGUCGGAACCGAUCUCUGAGGAGUUGAUGCCGAUCGCGAACAAGCUCGAAACCGUUAAGCGAUGUCUGCUCGAACUGAUGAAGUACCCUGGCCCGUAUUCCGCCCGCGACCUGUACCCUUUCCAAAUGAGUCUCGCCCAGGUCGAAGGGCUCAAAUCCGAUGGUCAGUUUAAAAACCGGGAUGGUGAAUGCGUCGAUGGUCAAGCUGCCCUCUUCGCGCUCGAACACGAAUGCCACGAGUUGAUUUCGAUCCUCCGGACCAUGGACGAAGAGUAG
Messenger RNA from Microbotryum saponariae, 2371 nucleotides. The record is from the annotation of a GenBank genome assembly. Lineage: Eukaryota; Fungi; Basidiomycota; Microbotryomycetes; Microbotryales; Microbotryaceae.